Cherax quadricarinatus is the source of this 2285-nucleotide messenger RNA. Lineage: Eukaryota; Metazoa; Arthropoda; Malacostraca; Decapoda; Parastacidae. The record is from RefSeq and is a predicted model, not a curated record.
AUGCCAGGUCAGGCUGCACCUGCACCACAACCAGGUCAAAUGAACAACAGAUUCCUACAGCCUGUUCAAGAGUGUGAGAUAAUGUUACAGGAUAUUCUGGCAGAUCUGCGUCGUGACCCCUGGCCAGUUAUGACAGGCAAACGUCCUCUACGAGCCUCAGGAGCUGCUCUCUCAAUUGCUAUUGGUCUAUUGGAGGCAUGUUACCCAAAUACUGGUGCCCGCAUUCUAACAUUCAUGGGUGGUGCCUGUUCUUAUGGUCCUGGAAUGGUUGUGGAUGAUGACCUGCGUAAACCUAUUAGAUCUCACCAUGACAUUGAAAAGGACAGCUGUCAGUACAUGAAGAAAGCCAUCAAAUUUUAUGAAACCCUUGCCAACAGAGUAUCUGAUAAUGGUCACAUAGUUGAUUUGUAUGCUUGUGCCCUUGACCAAGUGGGACUACAUGAAAUGAAAUACUGUGCUAACUACACAGGUGGUCACAUGGUUCUGGGAGAUUCAUUUAACUCAUCACUGUUCAGGACAACAUUCCAACGUGUGUUUGCUCGUGAUGAAAAAGGCAAUUUAGAAAUGGCCUUUAAUGCCACAUUGGAGGUCAAAACUUCACGAGAACUCAAAAUUGCAGGAGCUUUGGGUCCUUGUGUUUCGGCCCAUGAAAAAGGCCCAAAUGUUGCAGAAAUGGAGAUUGGAAUUGGAAACACAACCAAGUGGAAACUUUGUGGCUUGACUCCUAACAAUACAAUAUCAAUAUUCUUUGAAAUUGCCAAUCAACAAGGGUCUGAUAUUCCUGGUGGUCGUGGACAUGUACAGUUCAUCACUCGAUACCAACACCCGUCAGGUCAAACUAGGUGCAGAGUUACAACUGUUGCUAGGAAUUGGGCAGACCCUCAAAGUGGCCAGCAGUUCAUAUCAAUUGGGUUUGACCAAGAAGCUGCUGCAGUACUCAUGGCACGUUUAGCAGUUCACCGAUCAGAAACUGAUCAGGAUGGAACUGAUGUACUUCGCUGGGUAGAUAGGAUGCUGAUCCGGCUGUGUCAGAAGUUUGGUGAGUUUACCCCUAAUGAUCCCAAUAGCUACAGAUUCCAGGAGAAUUUCAGUCUGUACCCUCAAUUCAUGUUCCAUCUAAGACGGUCACAGUUCCUGCAAGUCUUCAAUAACUCGCCUGAUGAAACUUCAUUUUACAGAUGUAUGCUGAAUCGUGAAAGUGUCACAGAGUGCCUCACUAUGAUUCAGCCAGUGUUAUAUAGUUACUCAUUCAAUGGGAUUGAAGCUGUUAUGUUGGACACGUCAUCCAUUCAGCCUGAUCGCAUUUUACUGUUGGACACGUUUUUCCUCGUGCUUAUUUUCUUGGGAGAGACAAUGGCAGCGUGGAAGCGGGAGGGUUACCACGAACAAGAAGAAUAUUUAUCUUUCAAAGAACUAUUGCAGUCUCCAAUUGAUGAUGCUCAGGAUAUUCUAGCUACCAGAUUUCCCAUCCCAAGAUACGUAGAAACUGAGCAAGGUGGCUCGCAGGCACGAUUUUUGCUGUCAAAAGUGAAUCCCUCCCAAACUCACAACAAUGCAGUGUAUGGUGGGUCAACCAUCCCAGACCCCAAUUCAACGGAUGGUGGGUCCCCAGUUCUUACAGAUGAUGUCAGCUUACAAGUCUUCAUGGAACAUCUUAAAAAACUGGCAGUUACAUCUAAUGCUUAAUAGAAAGUUAUUUUAGAAAGUUUUAAUAAUAAAUUUAUAUUUAAAAAAUUAAAGGGUUAUAUUGUACAUUGUCAUGGUAAGCUCAGACCAUACUUUACUAUAAAUCAUACAUAAACACUCUCUAUACAUAAACACCCAAACAAAUAUACAAGUACAUACCAACUUUAACAAAUUGUAGAACUACUGAAGAAAGGAAUGCAAGAAACUUAGCUCUGCUCCUGUAUCUACAAAUAGAUAAUUGCACACUGAUUUAAAAACAAAUUCCAAAUUUUCUAGAAUGCUCGAGAGCUGGUUAGCUGGUGAUAAAUUGUUUUAUUAAAGAAAAUUUUGUUUGCUUAUUUAGAAACAUUACUAGUUCAUUUAAAAUAAUGUUACAAGUAGCUAAGGAUGAAGAUAACUAGUAAGAAAUAUAACAUUUGAAACUUAGUUGCAUUUGUUUUGCAUUCUAUGUACAAAUCAUUAGAAUGGAGGUGGAGGAGAAGCUGAAUUUAAUGACUUGAUGCUUCAUUAAAUUUUCACAACUUUGUUUUAUAUGUUCUUGUAUUUUAUAACAUUUUGUAUCUGAUUUGUGGUUACUGAAAUAUAUAUAUCUACCAGUU